AUGCCACCAGUAACUUCAGGAAAAGUGCUCGUCACAGGUGCCAAUGGAUACAUCGCUACCUGGGUCAUACAUAAACUCCUGGAACAGGACUACUCUGUGCGCGGCGCCGUGCGAUCCGAAAGCAAAGCCACGCUGCUACGCAAGGCAUUUGCUGCCUAUGGGGACCGCUUCGAGACCACUGUUGUGGAGGACAUCACUAAGGCAGGAGCAUUCGACGAGGCGGUUAAGGGCAUUGACGCGGUCGAACACACAGCAUCCCCCGUCUACAUCGCUACAGACGAUCCAGACGAGGUGAUUGUACCCGCUGUACACGGCACCACGCGUGUACUCGAAUCUGCCCUCGCAUAUGGCUCCAACGUCAAACGCGUUGUCUAUACCUCCGCGUGCGCGACAAUCGUGCAUGUCCAGGAUGCUCCGUAUACCUUCUCUGAAGCAGACUGGAACGAUGCAGUCGUGGCGGAGGUUAAGGAGAAAGGACGUGCUGCAUCGCAACUCGCCAAAUACCGCGCUAGCAAAACACUUGCGGAGAAAGCUGCAUGGGAAUUCGUGGAGAAGAACAAGAGUAAGAUUGGCUGGGACCUCGUCGUCCUCAAUCCCCCUUAUGUGUUCGGCCCUCCGAUCCAUGACGUGGCGCAAUCUCCGGAAGAUCUCAACGCGAGUAUGAGACAGUGGUUUCAGAGUGUGCUGAAGGGUCCAGAGCUGCUCAUAGACGGAGGGAUGUGUUGGACCGACGUUCGUGAUUUGGCGGAGGCUCAUGUGCUUGCCAUACAAAAGCAGGAAGCAGGCGGAGAAAGAAUAAUUGUAUCUGAAGGGCCGUUCAAGUGGCAAGAUUUUGCGAUCGCGGCAAGUAAGCAGGGUAUCAAGGUCUUCGUGAAUGACGAUUCCUAUAACCCAACCAAUGCCACGCAUCACGUCAUAUACGAUACUUCGAAGAUAGCUAGGAUCUUCGGACUGAAGUUCCGAUCUAUCGAGGAAAGUACUGCAGAUAUCAUUGACGACUUGAGGGCGAGGGGCUGGAUCUGA
Molecule: messenger RNA, 1023 nt
Organism: Fibroporia radiculosa
Lineage: Eukaryota; Fungi; Basidiomycota; Agaricomycetes; Polyporales; Fibroporiaceae
Exons: 4
Coding region: 1-1023 (340 amino acids)
Biological process (GO): methylation
Molecular function (GO): methyltransferase activity; oxidoreductase activity, acting on the CH-OH group of donors, NAD or NADP as acceptor; nucleic acid binding
Source: RefSeq, a predicted model, not a curated record